UGACAUUGUUGGACAGUAAGCUCAAAUCUCACUUUCAAAUCUCACUUGGAUACAUCUCUUGUCUUCUUCAUUCUCAAAAGCGAUCACCCCAGAACCAUGUCCGGCAACGCCAAACGCCGUCUCCAAGCUCUCAGCCAGCAGCUGGUCGAAGGCAUCCCCGACGCCGGGACCUUCGAGGAUAUUCCCCGCAUCCGAUCCAUUGCCCCUGACUCCGUGGGACCUCGGGUGAAGGACAAAGUCGCUAUCGUCACCGGCGCCAACUCCCCCACCGGCAUCGGCCGCGCCACGGCGCACCAAUACGCGCACAACGGCGCGGCAGCCGUCUACCUCUGCGACUUCGUCGACACGCACCUAGCGACACACAAGCGGGAGAUUGAAUCCCUGUACCCUGCGACAAAGGUGUACAUCCGGCGGUUCGACGCCGCGGACGAAGGGGCCGUGCAGACGGUGGUGGCCGAGGCGCUGGGCGCGCACGGCCGGCUGGACAUCUUCUUCGCGAACGCGGGCGUCGUGGGGCAGCAGAAGCUGCUGACGCAGAUCACGGCGGAGGAGUUUGCGGAUACGUUGCGCGUGAAUACGGUGGGGGUGUUUCUGGCCGUCAAGUACGCUUCGACCGCGAUGCAGCAGACGUCCGCCGCCAAGCCCUACCCGGGCGGCUCGAUCAUCUGCACGGCCUCGGUGGCGGGCCUGCGGUCCAACGCGGGUUCGACGGAUUACUCGGCCUCCAAGGCGGCGGUGGUCAACAUCGCGCAGACGGCCGCCUUCCAAUUGGCGGGGACGGGCAUCCGCGUCAACGCCAUCUGCCCCGGCCUGAUCGAGACGGGGAUGACGCAGCAGAUGUUCGACGCCGCGCGCGCCCGCGGCACCCAGCGCAAGCUCGGCCAGCUGAACCCCUUGCAGCGCGGGGCCAUCGCCGACGAGGUCGCGCGCGUCGCCCUGUUCUUGGGCAGUGACGAGGCCAGCUACGUCAACGGGCAGGCCUGGGCCGUUUGUGGCGGACUGAGUGCUGGACACCCGUUCGUGCCGGGGAAAUUGGCCUAAACGAAACACGCACGGUUCGGUACAGGUGACAGUACAAAGGACAUUGGACAGCGUGGAUUGGGGGUGAUAAGUACUUUU
Aspergillus fijiensis CBS 313.89 is the source of this 1119-nucleotide messenger RNA. Its product is annotated as SDR family NAD(P)-dependent oxidoreductase. Gene Ontology annotation, molecular function: oxidoreductase activity. NCBI's taxonomy places the organism in Eukaryota, Fungi, Ascomycota, Eurotiomycetes, Eurotiales, Aspergillaceae. The transcript has 4 exons. The record is from RefSeq and is a predicted model, not a curated record. Bases 97 to 1041 code for a protein of 314 amino acids.